Aureobasidium subglaciale EXF-2481 is the source of this 1908-nucleotide messenger RNA. Its product is annotated as carbohydrate-binding module family 24 protein. Lineage: Eukaryota; Fungi; Ascomycota; Dothideomycetes; Dothideales; Saccotheciaceae. Gene Ontology annotation, molecular function: glucan endo-1,3-alpha-glucosidase activity. Bases 1 to 1908 code for a protein of 635 amino acids. Gene Ontology annotation, biological process: mating projection tip cell wall disassembly. The record is from RefSeq and is a predicted model, not a curated record. The transcript is spliced from 2 exons.
AUGAGCGCAUGCCGUGUGCAAGCGAAGGCGGUCUUCGCUCAUUUCAUGGUCGGUAACGUUGACGCCUACAGUGUCACCGACUGGCAAAAGGACAUUCAAUUAGCCAAAGACGCCCACAUCGAUGCCUUCGCCUUGAAUAUCGCGAACAACGGCGGCUACGCAACUCAGCUUUCCAAUGCUUUCACCGCUGCCAACAACGUCGGAGGCUUCAAGCUAUUCUUCUCCUUCGAUUAUGCAGCCCAAGGAGCAUUCAACCAACAGGAUGUUAUCAAUCUCGUCAACCAGUACAAGAACAACGGGGCGUACUACAAAUAUAAUAACAAGGCAUUUGUGUCAACCUUCGAAGGCCCUGGAAACUCUGGUGACUGGAGCAACAUCAAGUCCCAGACUGGCUGCUUCUUCAUUCCUGACUGGUCAUCAUUGGGUGCUCAAGGUGCUAUUAGUCGUGGCGUUGCAGAUGGCCUUUUCAGCUGGGAAUCUUGGCCGAACGGGCCGAACGAUAUGACUACAGCACCGGACAACUCUUACAAGAGUGCUCUCGGUGGUAAGCCCUACAUGAUGCCUGUCUCUCCGUGGUUCUAUACCAACCUGCCAGGUUACAACAAGAACUGGCUCUGGAGAGGCGAUGACUUAUGGUACGAUCGAUGGAACCAGGUCAUGUCCAUACAACCGGAGUUUGUUGAGAUCAUCACAUGGAAUGACUGGGGAGAAUCUCACUACAUAGCGCCGCUGGACGAAAGACAGUUUGGGCUCUUCAACUAUGGAAAGGCACCUAUCAACUACGCCCAGAACAUGCCUCACGACGGCUGGCGUAUGUUCCUUCCCUACGUCAUCGACAUGUACAAGAAUGGCCAGGCCUCGAUCUCAGCAGAAGGCCUCGUUUCCUGGUACAGACUCACGCCUGGCUCUGCAUGUUCCAGCGGAGGUACCACCGGUAAUUCGGCAAGUCAAGGACAGACCGAAUAUCCUCCUGCACAGGUCGCUCAAGACAGAGUCUUCUACUCUGCGCUUCUGAAAUCAUCUGCUGAUGUGAAAAUCACUAUCGGCAGCACAACUAUAACCGGAACAUGGGAGAACACUCCAAGUGGUGGAUCAGGUAUCUAUCAUGGUAGCAUUCCUUUCCAAGGCACUGGGUCCGUAACCGUCGUGAUCUCCAGAAAUGGCAACACAAUUGCUCAGAUGAACGGAGCAGCCAUCACUAACAGCUGCUCCAACGGCAUCGAGAAUUGGAAUGCAUGGGUUGGAAGUGCUACCGCCACCACCUCCGGAUCCGGUGGUGCAGCAAAUCCUUCUUCGUCCACCAAAGCUUCCUCCACCUUGAAGACAUCUACCACCGCCCCUGCUUCUACACCUACCAGUGGAGGGGGAAGCAGCAGCUCGUUCUGUACUGCCGGCACUGGAGAGGGCAACCUAGCUGGACUGUGUAGCUUCUCUUGCAACUAUGGCUUCUGUCCGUCAAACGCCUGUAAGUGUACCCAGAGAGGAAACCAGAUCAACGCACCAGCCGCUAGUACUACUCUCGGUUUCCCUGUCGCCGGUCAAGACGUUGCACUUUACAGCGCGCUCUGUGAGUUCACUUGCAGCCAUGGAUACUGCCCUUCAGGUGCUUGCACUUCCGAUCCUUCAAAGGCAGCCAAUGGUGACGGCUCUAUCUGCACUGGCGGUACUGGAAACGGCAAUCUGGCUGGACUUUGCAGCUUCUCCUGCAACUACGGGUUCUGCCCAAGCAACGCCUGUUCUUGCACAUCCAAAGGAAGCCAGAUUAACCCACCUGCAAGCUCAAACACUCUCGGCUUCCCAGUCGCUGGCCAAAAUGUGGCCCAGUACGCUGGUCUCUGCGAAUUCACCUGCAGUCAUGGCUACUGUCCUUCAGGCGCCUGUACCUCGGAUCCUUCCAAGGCUGCUUAG